Molecule: messenger RNA, 3274 nt
Organism: Nycticebus coucang (slow loris)
Lineage: Eukaryota; Metazoa; Chordata; Mammalia; Primates; Lorisidae
Gene: ADORA2A
Product: adenosine A2a receptor
Exons: 4
Coding region: 1260-2498 (412 amino acids)
Biological process (GO): adenylate cyclase-activating G protein-coupled receptor signaling pathway; G protein-coupled adenosine receptor signaling pathway
Cellular component (GO): membrane
Molecular function (GO): G protein-coupled adenosine receptor activity
Source: RefSeq, a predicted model, not a curated record
CCCGGUAGUAGCCACCUUGGGUGCAGGGAGGAAAUGGGGUCUGUGGCCUCUCUGGCUUUUGGCCUGGACUCGUGGGGCUGGCAGGGCCCAUCCUAGCCCCGGUGGAAGGCAGGGAGCUAGGGCAGGGGCUAGGGUGAACGGAGGCAGCCCCCAGGGCUGGCAAUGUGGGAUCUGUGAGGUUGCUGAGUGUCUCCGCCUCCAGCUACAAGGAGCUGGUUCCUGCCCACAUCCUGCCCCGGGGGCAGAGAGUGGCAGCUGCACACCCAGGCAGUGGGGGCAGGGUGCCCUGGGGCCCUGGGCCCAGCCUGCACCCAGUGCCUGAAGUGGGGGUCGCUGUGCAGACUUGGAGCAGGGAGGGAGGAGAGCAGACACGUGGUUGUGGCUCACCUCCAGGCAGCACCAGAGGCACCUGCCGCUGGUGGGUUUUGGAGGGGCUCAGUGCGUCCUGGAGCCCUGGUGCUCUGGGAGGCUUGCGGGCCACCCCAAAUACCAAUCCCAGCAAAGCCAGCUGAGGGCCUGUGUUUGUGAGAGGAGUGCCUGCCGUCCAGCUGCUGCCGCCCGCUCCUGCCUGCUGAGACACACGCUGAAUCAUAGAUUAAGAGCUGAAAUGGCCCCUAGAGGUCAUUGGGGGUCCAGACACCUUCUGUUCCAAUGAGGAAACUGAGGCCCAGAAAGGAAAGCCAUUCUUGCCCAUAGUCCACCAGCGAGUCCUGGGGGACGUCCCCUGGCUUAGCAACUGCUUUCUGCCUGGCAGCAAGCUUGAGUCAGUUGUUCCUGUGUCGGUCGGCCAGGCAGAGGAGCAGGUGGGUGGAGGGCAGGGAGCAGGGCAACUCCCUCAGCGCAAGGAGUUCGCAGGCAGCUGCUGUGCCGGCCCCACCCUGAUGUGCAGCUGGCUGUCACGGGCACCUGGAGGCAGGAGCUCAGAAGCAGCCUGAGAGAACUUACCCUCUGCUGGAGGUGGAAUGCAGGAACAAGGUGGCGCCCCAGGCCCCUGAAGGUCUAAGCUCCAGUCUCUGGCCUGCCUCAUGACUAGGAGCCUCAGGGACCCUGAAGCUGGCUGAGCCAUGGCGCUGCCACUGCAGCCCCCGGAGAGGGUUUCGUUCUGGGAGAUUCAGAGUCAUCUGUAAAGAAGCCCUCGCAGAGCCCCCUGGCAGGAAAGGGCUCAAGGGCCUGGGCCAGGCAGGCAGGCGGCCGGGCUGCAGCGAUGGACCGUGAGCUGGCCCAGCCCGCGUCCUUGCCAAGCCUGCCGGUCUCUGGCCAUGUCCACCAUGGGCUCCUCAGUAUACAUCACAGUGGAGCUGGCCAUUGCUGUCCUGGCCAUCCUGGGCAACGUGCUGGUAUGCUGGGCCGUGUGGCUCAACAGCAACCUGCAGAACGUCACCAACUAUUUCGUGGUGUCACUGGCAGUGGCCGACAUCGCGGUGGGCGUGCUUGCCAUCCCUUUUGCCAUCACCAUCAGCACCGGGUUCUGUGCUGCCUGCCACGGCUGCCUCUUCAUUGCCUGCUUCGUGCUGGUCCUCACACAGAGCUCCAUCUUCAGCCUCCUGGCCAUCGCCAUUGACCGCUACAUUGCCAUCCGCAUCCCCCUGCGGUACAAUGGCUUGGUGACCGGCACAAGGGCCAAGGGCAUCAUUGCUAUCUGCUGGGUGCUAUCGUUUGCCAUCGGCCUGACUCCCAUGCUUGGAUGGAACAACUGUGGUCAGCUGAAGGAGGGCAAAAACCAGUCGCCGGACUGUGGGGAGGGCCAGCUGGCCUGUCUCUUUGAGGACGUGGUGCCCAUGAACUACAUGGUGUAUUACAACUUCUUUGCUUGCGUCCUGGUGCCCCUGCUGCUCAUGCUGGCCGUUUACCUGCGUAUCUUCUUGGCAGCCCGGCGCCAGCUGAAGCAGAUGGAGAGCCAGCCGCUGCCCGGGGAGCGGGCUCGGUCCACACUGCAGAAGGAGGUCCAUGCUGCCAAGUCGCUGGCCAUCAUUGUGGGGCUCUUCGCCCUCUGCUGGCUGCCCCUGCACAUCAUCAACUGUUUCACCCUGUUCUGCUCCGAGUGCAGCCACGCCCCUCCCUGGCUCAUGUACCUGGCUAUCAUCCUUUCCCACACCAAUUCCGUGGUAAAUCCCUUCAUCUACGCCUACCGCAUCCGUGAAUUCCGUCACACCUUCCGCAAGAUCAUCCGCAGCCACGUCCUGAGGCAGCGAGAACCCUUCAAGGCAGCUGGCACCAGUGCCCGGGCCUUGGCGGCUCAUGGCAGCGAUGGGGAGCAGGUCAGCCUCCGCCUCAACGGCCAUCCCCCCGGGGUAUGGGCCAAUGGCAGUGCCCCGCAUGCUGAGAGGAGGCCCAAUGGCUAUGCCCUGGGGCUGGUGAGUGGAGGGAGUGCCCACAAGUCCCACAGGGACGUGGGUCUCUCCGAUGUGGAGCUCCUUAGCCAUGAGCUCAAGGGCGUGUGCCCAGAGUCCCCCAGCCUAGAGGACCCCCUGGCCCAGGAUGGAGCAGGAGUAUCCUGAUGGUCUGUGGAGUUCACCUCUUCUGAAGUAAAGGAAAUAUUUAUCUUUCUGGUUGGCUGGACCAAUCCCAUUGGGAGAAGAGAAUUAGUGUGCCAGGAGACCCUGUGGGUAGCCGGUUCCCGCUUUGGACUGAGAGGAGGGAGCCCUAGGCUGGAGCAGCAUGAGACCAGCAACAAGGGCUGGGGGGUCCAAGGAGGCAGACAUUUCAUGCUGUGAGCUCACCAGGCCCGGGCCACAGCACCAGCAGCAUCUUGGCUGGGCAGGGCCCAGUCCCCUAUUCAGAGCAUCUAGAAAUGCCACCUGGUCCCCACAGAGCAGCUGUGGCACAGCAGAAUGGACCAGCCUAAGGCUGGGGAGUGACUCCCCCAGGACCCCUGCCACAGACACGUCACCCUCCCUAGACUCCUGGGGUGGAGGAGCUGCUGGGCCCAGAGAAAAUCUAAGUGUGAGGAAACCCUUUUUAUUUUAUUAUCUUUCCUUCCCUGGCUGCUGGGUCUGUUGCCAGUCCUGCUGCUAACCCGGCAGCAAGUCUCUGCCCAGGGAGUCCCAGAGCCAUCGCUUGGGGUGACAAAGCUGGGAUCAAGAACAGAGAGCUGUAACAAAGCGAUGCCAGAGGACCGGCCCAGGGCUGGGGAGAGGUCAGGGCUGGCAGGCCGUGGGCCUGGGCGGGGUCCGCUCAGAGCCGCCCAGUUGGAGGCCCUAACUGCCUUUCCUUCUAAAGGGUAUGUGUCUUUCUGAGAUAAAAUAAAAAUGAGCCACAUUGUGUUUUAAGCUUG